CGCGGCACUUGUUGGUGCAAGCAGCGAGAUUCGUCCGAAGAAGCUUUGGAGUGUGUGUGUACCACAGCCAUAGACACAGCAGCUUUAGCCCUGCUAUGCACUUCUCACCGAGACUUGUCAACACAACGGUCACGUUCCUCCGGGUUGUCGCUGUACCGCCUUUUCGGCGCCGAUGUUUCCUCAGCACAAGAACAUGCUCGCGCGCCAGCACCAAUAGUAGCAGCAACGCCGACGACGCCACCGCCGGCGACGGAGGGACGUGUGUAGUGUCGGCAGCGAUGCGUUUCCUUCAAGGCAAGAAGAGGCUAGUGGACUGCCUUAGCCCUGCGGACUACGCCCGCAUGGACCCUGCCACCGGAGCUUCUGUAGGAGGGCACCUCAGGCAUACACUCGAUCACUUCUCGAAAUGCCUUCAGGCGGCGCAACAGCAACCUGCCCCCGAUGAGGACGCCGUGCCCACAACAACUCCGGUGACCAUACGGUAUGAUCAUCGGGUGAGGGGUGGAACUAUUGAGACCGACCCGGCAGCUGCAUCCAGGUCCAUCUCCUCGCUUUUGCAACAACUCCAAAGCUUGCCUAGGGCCGACUAUCUCCGUGCGAAGAGGGUUGCACCAAUGUUCAUGCUCGGGUUGGGGGGGGGUGAUAACGGCAUCAAGGAGGAGUACGGGUUCGAGAGCAACCUCGAGCGUGAGCUCUUCUUCUGCUGCCACCACGGCACCCAUCAUGACGCAAUGAUACGGCUGAUACUGCGGGGGAUGGGGGAGAAGGGCGAGAAUGCGCUGAGUCAAGCCGGCGAGGGUUUCGGCGUUGCUCCAAGCACCAUCGAUUUUCUGAAGAAGAGGCAUAAAAAAUAAGGCAGUCAGUCAGGAGGAGAGGGGGAGCAACAGCAGCAGCAGGGCACGGAUUGAGACUGUGGGAGGGGACUUUGGCUGACUGGCAGAAGAAGAGCAAGGAGAUUUCUUCCUUUGUGGCCAUUUGUCUUCAACUCCGCUGGUAUAGUCUAUGCGUCGAUCAACAACCAUCGGGGUGCGGCCUGUGAGUUGUAACGUACAUAGUCUACUUUUACAGAUAUAUCAUCACGCAGGCCUCGUUCGGCGCGCUUGUGAUGGUACACCGUAAUAAAUUUCGGGUUGAGGCCCCAACCUCUGAUGGGCUGAAAAAUUCACACCCGAACUCACUUCUUGUUUGUUUGAACGGAAUUUGUGGUCCAGCUGUGUGAGUUGCAGGACAUUCGCCGUAGCUCUGUAGGCGCUGACGGAUAAAUCGUCGGUUGCGGUCUGUUUCAAGUCUAAAGGGAUGUAUGUGGACUUGUGGAGAUGCUGACGACUGCCUGGUGUUAUUUCUCUCAUGGAUUGUUGUUGGGUGUUGGAAGAUGUGUCCCUUUUUGUUUCAAGUUGAAUGUAUGUGUCCUCUCGGCAGCGUGUCGCGCGAGCGGAACAUGCGUGCAGUCACUGAUGAUGUGCCCAAGCAGAGCACCUCUCGUUUGUGCCAUAUUUUGUCAUGGGGUCAAGGGCUACGUGUGAACCUGUGCGUCCACUGUAGAGCUGCAGCGCGGCCGACGAACUCACUGUUGUGCCACCGGACUAUUUUUAGUACCAUGAGCGAUAGCUCUGAAAAUACAGGAGGUCCGAAGGAGCCGAUGGUUUGUCUGAAAUGUAGUUUCUUGGUCAGUGGGGACCGGAGCGGGUGCGCGCUCACUCUCGAUGCUGGCAAAGAUGAAUUCAACAUCUGGUACUCGAACGUGCGACGUACCCAUGGAAAGUACGGUACUGGCAAGCAUGCGUAAUUUUGUUGCAACACCGAAUGCAGCUUCAACAACUGAGCUACACAUGCAGAUUCGGCUGCUGAGCGUAUACCGGUUCUCGCCCGUUUAUGCACGGAAGUCUGAGCUACUUGCGAAGGCACAAUUUACCAAUGGAAGAUACCAACAUAUGGAAUUCGUAAAAUGUUCUGAUUUCCCCACACGAGUAUGUCUGACGACAUUGCCAGUUGUUGAAGGGGUCAUGCUGACUUAGACUUCUUUGUCACCUAUCU
This is a messenger RNA of Ectocarpus sp. CCAP 1310/34, 2034 nucleotides long. The record is from the annotation of a GenBank genome assembly. NCBI's taxonomy places the organism in Eukaryota, Phaeophyceae, Ectocarpales, Ectocarpaceae.